Messenger RNA from Gopherus evgoodei (Goodes thornscrub tortoise), 1632 nucleotides. Its product is annotated as putative bifunctional UDP-N-acetylglucosamine transferase and deubiquitinase ALG13. Lineage: Eukaryota; Metazoa; Chordata; Testudines; Testudinidae. Gene Ontology annotation, molecular function: cysteine-type deubiquitinase activity. The record is from RefSeq and is a predicted model, not a curated record. Gene Ontology annotation, biological process: protein deubiquitination.
AUGCAGCCGGUCUGGAAGAAAGACUUCGGCCAGAAGUCCGAGGAGGAGGCCAUCAUGGACACGUAUCUGGCCAGCCUGGGGCUGUACCGCAAGCUCACGGCCAGAGACGCCUCCUGCCUCUUUCGGGCCGUUUCCGAGCAGGUGUUUUAUUCUCAGAUUCAUCACCAGGAAGUCAGGAAGGCUUGUGUUUCAUUUAUGAGGGAAAACCGAGAGAACUUUGAGGCUUAUGUGGAAGGAUCAUUUGAAGAAUAUCUGGAAUGGCUGGGAGAUCCAGAUGGAAGGGCUGGCCAGCUGGAAAUAAGUGCUCUAUCACUGAUGUAUAAACGAGACUUUAUUCUGUACCAGGAACCUGGACAGCUGCCCACCUGUGCUACAAACAAUGGCUUUGAAGACAAGAUCUUGCUGUGUUGUUCCAGUGACUCCCAUUACGACUCUGUGUAUACAGAACAAUUUCAGGCCGAUGCUGCUGUUUGUCAGGCUGUCUUGUACGAGAUCCUGUACAAAGAUGUGCUUGGUGUGGAGGAGAAGGAAUUGAGAACUGCAGUUGACUGGUUUCGACGUGAGGAGAAAAAGAAGAGAAACAGGGCCUCUGUUGGAAGUGAGGAUGCAAACUCUGAUAGCCUUCCCAAGGAAGGGUCCAACACUUCAUCAGAAAGGAGAGAGGAAGACUGGGAAGGCAACAAUACUGACAAUUCACCUGAAGAUAAACUCAGACAAGGCACUGAAGAGGCAAAGCAGCCAGAAAGCCCACGAAAGAAGUAUUUUGCCUAUAGAGUUCUAAAAGCCCUGGACCCUCGGAUCUAUCGAAAUGUAGAGUUUGAAGUUUGGUUGGACAGCAGAAGAGAACUUAGAAAAACUGGUUACUUCAUGUUGGCUGGGAGAAAGUACUGUGUAGGAGACAGAUGUCAGGUAUGUCUGGAGCCUGGGGGUGAGUACUACAAUGCUUGUAUCCGGGAAGUUGAACCUGAUGACAACAUGGUGGCCGUGUUCAUUGAAGAGCUGGCAGAAAGGUAUAUUGUUCCAUUGCCAAACUUUAAACCAGUGACACAAGUGACUCCUGACCGUCCCAGUCAAAGAGGAGGAAACAAUGAGAAAAUGACUCGUUCCCCAUCGGAAUCACAAAGAAUGAAUAGGAAAUCAUGGAAGAGACUAUUAAAGAAAGUCCAUGGGAAAGAAGCUAACAUGACAAUGACUUAUAAUAGGAGUCAGACAGUUCUUCCACCCUUGCACAAUGUUCCUUCAGGUCACCCUUCUCCAUUUAAUUACUCUCAAACUUCUGGGAAUACAGCAUCCUAUAUUUACUACCAUCCUCCGAUGCAUGGCAGGGGAUAUAGCAUGCCCAGAGGAUCUGCUCGAUUUACAAACAGGCACAACAUGGUUGGCCCUCAGGUACCAUUGUACCCUUAUCCAGGGAAGAGGUGUUAUCAGAGCUAUGGCAAUUUCUUCUGUGUGUCCCAUUUAUAUACCCAUAGUCACCAGCAGUUGCAGUAUCUCCAUCAGGCAUAUCCACAUGUACCACAGACUGGGGAGGAGCCUCAGGCUUUGGAAGAAACUGUAACUUCCAAUGAAACUGAAGGAGGAGAUGAGGCCGCUUUUCCUGCUGUCCCAGUGCUCCUUAUUGGACCCAGUUAG